AUGCUCCUGUUGCAACUCACACCUUACCUUGAGGCUCUGAAAGUGUUGCUGCGCAUUCUAGGGAAACACUUCUUGGUGUUGGCCGUGGUGUUGGUGGUCAUGUUGCGUGACGGCCUCGGCUUCCCGGAAAAGCGCGGAAAUUGCCCCGCCUCAACAUCCGUCGGAGGGACACCUGGGGCUAGUAAUUGCUACUCUUCGUCACCAAGCGCCAAUUGCGGUUCCGUUGCGGGCUCCGGCGUGUCCGCGUUGGAGAAACAAGCGAUCGUGGACGCUCACAACAGCUAUAGGACAAGGGUUGCCUCUGGCUUGGAAGUACUGGGCAAUCCUGGACCUCAGCCCAAUGCAUCCAACAUGCGACGGAUGGUAUCAUCAGUUUGCACUUGUCGCUUUGAUCGUCAUCUCAAUAUUGCGAUAAAAUUGCAUACGACACCAAUCGAUCGUCUGGUGUUGAGACAACAUCUAGGACAUCACUCGAACCUCCGACUGGACUCGGAAACUUCCGUCUGUUACCAGGUGUGGGACGACAAGCUCGCGGCGACGGCACAAGGUCUGGCCAACACAUGCAACUACGCCCACGACACCACGGCCUGUCGUACCUUCGGCACUUCCUUGGGGUGGGUGGGUCAAAACCUCUACUGGAGUUGGUCGUCGCCCGCUGUGGCACAAGCAAAUUGGGCAGCUGCCAUACAGUCCUGGUACAACGAAGUCACCUCUUUCAAUUCCACCUUCAUAUCCCCUUACCAGUUCAAGAGUUCGACCGGGCAUUACACCCAGGUGGUGUGGGCAGACACGUACUCCGUGGGAUGCGGGUACAUCGCAUACGGUGGGGGGAGUAAUCUCUACGUCUGCAACUACGGGCCGGGUGGGAACGUCUUAGGGACAACAAUGUACGGCUCCGGGACUCCUUGCUCCUGCUGCAUAUCCACCUGCUCCAACGGAGCUGAGGUGGAAGAUGGGGAGCAUAUAUGUGAAGAAGAGCAAGAGUCUCUUGCUUGUGGAGAGGGUGAAGGUGGCGAAAGGGAAGACUGUCGCCUAGAGCGAGGGGAGGAAUUAGAGACGGGCGAGGAAGGGUCUUUUUUCCUCAUCUUUCUCUUCACAGGCAUGGCUAAUACCUGA
Molecule: messenger RNA, 1116 nt
Organism: Darwinula stevensoni
Lineage: Eukaryota; Metazoa; Arthropoda; Ostracoda; Podocopida; Darwinulidae
Source: the annotation of a GenBank genome assembly